AUGAUGAUCUUGCUGACCAUCAGUGUAGUUCUGCUCUUGUCAAGCACAUCAAAGCUCCAGUUCAACUUAUGGUUGUGUAUGGACCACGGAGUUGUUUUCCUCAUUUUGGUGUGUUUGAUUAACCAACCUCUUCGUUUGACCUCUGUUUGGUUGCUGAGAAAAGUCAGGAAAAGAGGAGAGACAUACGUAUUCAAUUUUUUGGAUGUGUGAAUGUAAUUUUUACAGUUCAAUGUGACAUCUUUUCGUCUGGAAUGUGCAAGCAUUGGUCUUCUGUUUUUGGUCCCCUUUCAAGGCAAAGAUGCAAAGAGUGAAAAUGAGUUGUUCAAACUGAAACACUCGUUUCUUGAUUAAAUUCAGUUGUUUUUUCUUUUUUAGUUUCCCUUUUGCGUUAGGAUUUCUUAUGGUCUUUGUCAGGUACAGCUAUGACUUUCGCCAUUCUUUUCUAAACUGUACUGUUUAGACUCUUGAAAAAUCUUGAAACUGCUGAGCCAAAAGUUUGAGUUUUGUUCAAUAGAAAAGUGCUCAAGUUUGAAUUAUACGAAACAAGGUGGUCCAGUACAAUUGAACUAAUUGCAGGUAUUCUUUUAAUUUUUUUAAUUGGGACGAAUAGCUUGGGAAGUGCCACGGAUUUCUUUUUCAUGCACUGUUCUUACCAGCCAACUGGAUGGUUUGUAUUAGAGAAUCCUUUUUGAAAAGAAUAUGCAGGUUUAAAGGGGAAUCAAUAGUUUGGUCAUUGGUGAGAAGAUUUGAUCAACCACAGAAGUACAAGCCUUUCAUCAGCAGGUGUGUUGUACUGGGAAAUCUUGAGAUUGGGAGUCUUAGAGAAGUAGAUGUUAGGUCAGGGCUUCCUGCCACCACAAGUACUGAAAGAUUGGAACUUCUCGAUGAUGAUGAGCAUAUCCUCAGCAUCAGGAUAGUUGGUGGGGAUCACAGACUUAAGAACUAUUCUUCAAUCAUUUCCCUCCAUCCAGAGAUCAUUGAUGGACGACCAGGGACUCUGGUGAUUGAAUCUUUUGUGGUGGAUGUGCCUGAUGGGAACACGAAGGAUGAAACAUGCUACUUUGUUGAAGCUUUAAUCAAGUGCAAUCUCAAAUCACUAGCCGAUGUCUCAGAGCACCUUGCAGUGCAGGACCGAACCGAGCCCAUUAAUUGUAUGUAAAAAAAUUCCAGACAAGAGAUGUGGUGGAGGCUACAGUUGUGAAGGAUGAAGCUACCGGGGCUUUUGUAUAUAGGAGGCUCAAGAGACCGACUGGCAGCAGUAGUACUUUCUUCCAUCUUCCAGACACUCUUGCGCUCUUUUUCCUUGUAGUUGUUAUGCUGUCUAUUCCUUUUUAAAUUGUGUGCUGGACAUCUUCAGUAGCUAAAGAACCACACUCUUAUAAGUUUCUCAUGCUUGUGAAUUAAAAGGCAAAGGAAGGAUUAUGUUUUCAUUCUAUGAUAUCGAGGGGUUUUGGCGGCGGUGG
Populus euphratica (Euphrates poplar) is the source of this 1463-nucleotide messenger RNA. RefSeq names its product abscisic acid receptor PYL8-like. Bases 665 to 1159 code for a protein of 164 amino acids. Gene Ontology annotation, cellular component: nucleus; cytoplasm. Gene Ontology annotation, molecular function: signaling receptor activity; protein phosphatase inhibitor activity; abscisic acid binding. The transcript is spliced from 4 exons. Gene Ontology annotation, biological process: abscisic acid-activated signaling pathway. NCBI's taxonomy places the organism in Eukaryota, Viridiplantae, Streptophyta, Magnoliopsida, Malpighiales, Salicaceae. The record is from RefSeq and is a predicted model, not a curated record.